Molecule: messenger RNA, 2911 nt
Organism: Cyprinus carpio (common carp)
Lineage: Eukaryota; Metazoa; Chordata; Actinopteri; Cypriniformes; Cyprinidae
Gene: lnp1
Product: leukemia NUP98 fusion partner 1
Source: RefSeq, a predicted model, not a curated record
AUGGACAAUGAUGAGGACGAUGAUGGGAACUUCACCAAGUGGAUGAGCAGCUACUGGGGGCACGGGGUAGGGGAGGAGCACGCCAAAGAUAGGAAGAGAAGUUUUAGGAGGCCCUCACGCAACAAAGCUGACCGCCGUGCCUCUUUGCCCUGCAUGUCUCAGCUAGAAGCAAUGCAGGCGAAUCAUCUCCAUGCUAACACCAUGGCCCAUGGCCCUGUCCACCUAAAGGGCCGUGAGGAGAAGGAGGUGCACUCUCAUCCUCGUGCCCGCCGUGUGUCUUCAGACGAAAACAGCCGAACCAAAGUGGUGGGACCUGAAUGUCACAUCAGCACCAUUCCAGAGCUCACGGAGUGCUUAGAGAAGAGGCUGCGUUUCAAUAACCAGAAGGGUGAUGCAGAUAGCAUAUGUCUUAUUUGCCAUGAAGAACUACGGAAUGGAAGGGGUGGCAUCCGAGAACUUCACUGUGGCCAUCAUUUUCAUAAAGAGGCAAAAUGGCCGGAGCACAGCGCACGUCCACGUAGUGGGAGUUCUGCACCUGCUUGUGAGCGAGGAAAAGAGAUACCGUUCUGCCCUGGACAGGAGGAAUAUAACUUACCCCGUCGCCAACUCUCUUUACGUAGACAACGUUGAUUGUUUUUUUGUUUAAAAUACACUCUGCAAAAUAAAAGUUCUUUAUAUUUAUUAUUUAGAUAUAAAGAACCUUUACCAUCUGUGGAACCUUUCCAUUGCACAAAAGGUUCUUUAUAGUAUAUAAAAAAUAAAUGAAAAAACUAACAUUUAUGUUUUAAAGAGUGUACAGUAUGUAUGAAAAGUAGUUAAACUAAACAGUAAUCACUCAGUAUAUUAUCAAAAAACGUGUUAAUUGUCAGUUUUAGUUUGUGUUUAGCUUCACUACUAUUGCUUUAAAAAAUUAUUUAUUUUCCCAAUCAAAGUCAUUUACAUUUUAUAAAUACUGCUGUUUGAAAUGUCAUGAUUUUGUACUUUUGUCCUUUUCCUAUAUGGUGAGAAUUAUAUAAACCAUAAUAUGUUUUUAUAGUCUGUGUAUUACUAAACUGUCAAUCAAAUUUAGUUUUUCAGAAUUAAUAUGCAUUGAUUGUUGCUAUUAUUCAUGAUCCUGUUGUUCAUUUUAUACAGCUAUUUUGGAUUAGAAAACCAAACUGUGAAUAUAAGAUGUUUUGGCUUGUUUUUGAUUUGGAAUUACGAAUGCUGUGUGAAUAUGGUAAAAUCCUGAAUUUGCAGGUCAUAUGUCAGGAGUUGCAUUUAUAAAGCUACAGUUGCUUGUCAAAUGCACAUGCUGGAAAUUAGCUGGUGGCAGCUAAUCAUAUACCACUGUAAUGGAAAUCAAUGAUGGGUCACAGUUCUGCCCCUCAAAGAUCAACAGAUCGUUUUUUCAUGCAAGCAGGUGUCAUGCAAGUGCAAUCAUGCCUCUGCUAUGGGUCUUAGUGAUAUAAAUGUUUAUAUAACAUUUUUAAAAGACAUUUAAAAAACAUUUAGUUUAGCUGACCAUUAUUUCCUUUAGUAUUUAUCUUGCAUAGGCUACACUACAAGUCAUCUGUUUGUAAUUCAUAAAUAUAUUUGUGGACAAAUCUUUUUUUUUUUUUUCAAGAAUUUAAGCAUAAAUAUGCAAAACAAAAGGUUUUUAACAUCAUGUAAACUUAAAUAUAGACUGAUAGUGUGUUUUACUAAGCUUGCAGUUCUUUAAAAGCAAUAAAUGUUGCAAUAUGUUUAGCAUGUGCAGAUGUAUGUAUCAAUAGUUUUCAGUUUUUAUUUACAGCCAUUCUGGCUUUGAAUGACCCUCCAUAAUUUGGCUUUCCUUUCUUUCAGUGUAUUGAGAAAUGGCUUUGGCAGAAACAGUCCUGUCCCUCCUGUCGAGUUCAUGUGACCAUGCCUGAGCCCCUCUACUGGUCCUCUGCUCGUGUCCAGUUUCCCUGACAAUGUCCAUUUUUCCUCACUGCACGAUAAUUUCCAUGUCUGCAUGUAGCCUGUGACCCUGGACACUGAUUUAGUGAAUAAAAAAAGACCAUCAUCUCGAGGUGGAGGCGAGUAUGUGUGUAGCAGUCCUGCAUGAUUAUAUGGUCUUUUACUUGCACACGCUGCCUAGGGAUGAGACCGUUUUGAAAGUUCAUCCUUUAUAUGAAUCUCAAGAGCUUUGGCUUUAUUUGUUCGUGACCCUCCUUUUCCAUCUUUCUUGCUUAUUUUCCUCUGUGGUUUGAUAAGGACAGGAUGUUUGGAUAGGCUGAAAACCGUGCAUGCUAAGUGUCUGACCACAGAGCCUUUUUGUUUUCUCUUUUUCCAUAUCUCGUGUAUUGCACAAAGCACAUCUGAAUUACCCAUUAACGUACACAUGCCACAUUCAAAGGCAGAGAAUUUUAGACUCUGCCCAACAUAUUGUGAUGUUUCUAAUGAUCAAAAAUAUGUUUCAAAGAUGUAUGUUGUUUGUACUAAAGUCAUACUUUUAAUUAAAUAUUAACAGAUUAAGAAAUACCUAGCCUAUGUUGUUGUAAAGUUUUUAUAGAGUGCUGUUAUUUUUAAAGUAGGCUGUUGUUUCAUAUGUACCCUACUUUGUUUUUACAGAAUUCAUUGAAUUUAUAUAUUUGGUGCCAGGAUGUUGUUUAGUUUUAAAUGAAUUCAGUUGAUAUGUGACUACGUAAUAUGAGUGUCACGUUAUAAAGUGUAAAAUAAAUUAUAUAGAGUGAGAUGACAUUCUUCUCUCUGCUGCCAGACCCUCUCGUGACCGUGCCUUUGUGCACGUAUACCCAAACCCUCAUGUCCCGCCCUACAUUAAUAAAAUAUACAAUAACUGUAAAAACCCAACAAAACUCUGUUAAAACUGUUAUAAUAAAACAGUAUGUCAUCAAAAUAUUCUACAGCAAUUGGACCAAAGCAUUAGGAAAACUUAAGCCUUUGGCAA